Rotaria sp. Silwood2 is the source of this 207-nucleotide messenger RNA. The record is from the annotation of a GenBank genome assembly. Lineage: Eukaryota; Metazoa; Rotifera; Eurotatoria; Philodinida; Philodinidae.
AUGUCAACUUUCUGUUGGUUCAAGAUCGAACAAGAUUUGUAUUUAUCAUCUCGUCAUGAAAAUUUUGAAGAUAAUUCAAUUAUUGAAAAUAAUAAUUAUGAAAAUACUUUAAUUACUGAUGAUGAUAAUUAUGAAGACAAUUUAAUUGAUGAUGAUAACUAUAAUCUUGAUGUAAAUCUAGAUGAUGAUGACGACGACGAACUUUAA